Molecule: messenger RNA, 1192 nt
Organism: Mesitornis unicolor (brown roatelo)
Lineage: Eukaryota; Metazoa; Chordata; Aves; Mesitornithiformes; Mesitornithidae
Gene: SPATA1
Product: spermatogenesis associated 1
Source: RefSeq, a predicted model, not a curated record
AUGUCAUUCAGUCAAAUGAGACCUUGAACAUCACAGUGGGUGGAGCUCCAUGUUUUUUAUGUCCCAGAAGAAGUGUGGGACUUCAAGCUGAAUACAGUUCCUGUAGCUCUUGCUAGCAAAUUCAUCUCAGCUGGAUUUAUAAGGGUGUCUCCUCACAUCGCAUUAAGAGUGCUACGGGAGAAGCCUGGAGAAUACCUGGGUAGAGUUGCAGUUGCAGAUAAAUUCAGAUUUUUAAAAUGCAUUGGGAAAAAACUAGCAGUGGUGAAAGCAACGCAAGAAACAGAACUGGAACUGAAGUCACUUGCUCCUCCUUAUGCACUUUAUCCUGAAUUAUAUUUAUUACCUGAACUGGAAUACUUUGAAGAUGCUUAUCCAUUAUCAUCAUCAACUCAAUAAAGACAUCCUUCUCAUGCAGAAGCUAAUAGGUUUGGUCAUGGAUCAAGAUUAUCCAGUCUUCCCCAACAGAAGCCUGAAAAAAGCAAACAAUUUUUAGAAAGCAUACAAAGCAGUCAUCAGCUAGAAAAUCAUGAAAUGUGUCCUGUAGAAUGGGGUGAGAAAGAACCUGUCCCCGUUUUGCACACAAAAUAUAAGCAAGCCCAUAACAAUGGUAUUCAAGAAAAACAGAUACAGUUUAGAGAAAAAGAUCAAAAUGAAUCCAGUGGAUCUCUCUGCACACCAAGUCAUUCAAAUUCUGCAGACUGGGAAUCUGGAAAGAGUGAUACGGUAUCACAGACCUCUCAGUGAAAUCGUCUCAGCCAAGAUCAAAGAGAGCAUAACGCUCCUAAGUGGAAUAACAAGGCCAAAGGAACUGCUGUUACUCUUAAUGUAAACCACAGUGAGGAACAAGGCCAGAAACCGAACCAAAAUCACAUUAAAUAUCAAAAGGAACUAACAAACAUAGAAAAUAAUGACCCAAAAGAAGAUAACAAACUAAGAAGAAAUGGAGCACAGGAUGCUGGAGUUCUUAAAAUAAUGGAAGACCAAACCACAAAAUAUGUGCACAAAAAGCAAAGCUUGCAGCAAUACAGAACUAGCAAGUCUGUCGCUGCUCCUGAUGAAAAACUGGAUAAUCAGGCAGAUGUAAACAAGCACAAUCAUCUUACUUGUCCAAAAAAAUAUAUUUCGCCUCCUAGUCCACCUUCUCUGGCACUUUCUGUAAAUCCAGCUCAAGUUCCCACAGCUCAGGCAGCCA